Molecule: messenger RNA, 1059 nt
Organism: Closterium sp. NIES-65
Lineage: Eukaryota; Viridiplantae; Streptophyta; Zygnematophyceae; Desmidiales; Closteriaceae
Source: the annotation of a GenBank genome assembly
AUGGCUGCUGAGUCGGUUGAAUGCCUCCUCUAUCCUGCCCACUGCCAUUGCCACGUCUUCAUGUCCUUCCCCUCCUUCCCCUCCUUCCCCUCCUUCCCCUCCUUCCCCUCCUUCCCCUCCUUCCCCUCCUUCCCCUCCUUCCCCUCCUUCCCCUCCUUCCCCUCCUUCCCCUCCUUCCCCUCCUUCCCCUCCUUCCCCUCCUUCCCCUCCUUCCCCUCCUUCCCCUCCUUCCCCUCCUUCCCCUCCUUCCCCUCCUUCCCCUCCUUCCCCUCCUUCCCCUCCUUCCCCUCCUUCCCCUCCUUCCCCUCCUUCCCCUCCUUCCCCUCCUUCCCCUCCUUCCCCUCCUUCCCCUCCUUCCCCUCCUUCCCCUCCUUCCCCUCCUUCCCCUCCUUCCCCUCCUUCCCCUCCUUCCCCUCCUUCCCCUCCUUCCCCUCCUUCCCCUCCUUCCCCUCCUUCCCCUCCUUCCCCUCCUUCCCCUCCUUCCCCUCCUUCCCCUCCUUCCCCUCCUUCCCCUCCUUCCCCUCCUUCCCCUCCUUCCCCUCCUUCCCCUCCUUCCCCUCCUUCCCCUCCUUCCCCUCCUUCCCCUCCUUCCCCUCCUUCCCCUCCUUCCCCUCCUUCCCCUCCUUCCCCUCCUUCCCUUCCUUCCCCUCCUUCCCCUCCUUCCCCUCCUUCCCCUCCCUCUACUCUCACUCCUCCCUCCUCUCCCUCUCCUACCUCAACAUUUUCUUCAGUCUCUCCUUUCCCUUCGCUUUCCUCACCUUCCCCUUCCCCCUCUCCUUCCCUUUUACCCUCUCCUUUUCCUUCUCCCUCUCCUUUUCUUUCUCCCUCCCCUUUUCCUUCUCCCUCCCCUUUUCCUUCUCCCUCCCUUUUUCCUUCUCCCUCCCUUUUUCCUUCUCCCUCCCCUUCCUCUUCUCCCUCUCCUCGUUCACACGACUCCACAACGCUACUGAAUCGACUGAAAGCUGCUUCAAUCCUCUCCAGACCCCGCCCCCCUCCCCCACCGCCCCUCCUUUUCUCCCUUCUUCCGCAGUCUGUCUCUCCUGGGGACUGUCUAACUGA